Molecule: messenger RNA, 864 nt
Organism: Tetrahymena thermophila SB210
Lineage: Eukaryota; Ciliophora; Oligohymenophorea; Hymenostomatida; Tetrahymenidae
Product: oxidoreductase, short chain dehydrogenase/reductase family protein
Exons: 1
Molecular function (GO): oxidoreductase activity
Source: RefSeq, a predicted model, not a curated record
AUGCAGCCAGCUUGGUAACUAAGUCUUUAGGAAAAGUUUUAGGUUUUAUCAACAGAUAGUUUAUUCCUGGCUACAAUUUAAUACAAAGAUACGGGAAAGGAUCUUAUGCAGCAAUAUCUGCUUGUACAGAUGGUAAUUGGUAAAGGAUUUGCUCUUGAAUUAGCUAGAAGAGGUUUCAAUCUUGUCAUGCUAAUUAGAAAUGUUAAGAAAGGGGAAGCUUUGGCAGAAGAAAUAAGAAAAACAAUUAAUAAAGAAAUAGAUAUUUAAAUUGUAGAAGUAGAUUUCUAAGCAAUUUAAAACCCAGGAGCUAUUGAAGCUAUUGUAGAGAAAGUCAAAGGAUUAGAUAUAAGCAUUUUAGUAAACAAUGUCGGAUACCUUAUUGGUGGAUCAUUUGAAAAAUAAACUUAUUCUUAGAUAAAUAAUAUAAUCUCAAUGAAUGUAGGAGCAUAAGCUUUAUUAACUAGAGGAUUAAUUAGCUAAUUAUUGAAUAGAAAACAAAAAAGUGCAAUAAUUAAUCUUUCUAGCAUGUCUAGUUACCUUAUAUUUGCAGGUUUUGCUAUGUAUGGAGGAACCAAAAGUUUUAAUGAUUACUUUAGCAGGUCUUUAUCAGAGGAGUAUAAGGGUAAACUAGAUGUUUUAUCAGUCAAACCAGGUUGGGUUAAUACUCCUAUGACUGAUGGAAUUCCAGGCAAAUUUUUAGAAAUAACACCUGAGUAGUGUGCAAGUAACAUACUAAAAUAGCUUGGAAGAACCAAUCUUACUUUUGGUCACUACAAGCAUGAAAUGACAGCUUUUGUUAAUUACUUGACUAUAGAUAUGAUCAAUAAUUUACAACGUAAAAAUAUGUAAAGUGCUAUCAAGUGA